Molecule: messenger RNA, 946 nt
Organism: Pygoscelis adeliae (Adelie penguin)
Lineage: Eukaryota; Metazoa; Chordata; Aves; Sphenisciformes; Spheniscidae
Gene: RACK1
Product: guanine nucleotide binding protein (G protein), beta polypeptide 2-like 1
Exons: 7
Coding region: 29-862 (277 amino acids)
Biological process (GO): rescue of stalled cytosolic ribosome; positive regulation of protein phosphorylation
Cellular component (GO): cytosol; nucleus
Molecular function (GO): protein kinase C binding; translation regulator activity; ribosome binding
Source: RefSeq, a predicted model, not a curated record
UGCCUCCCCUGCAGACAAAACCAUCAUCAUGUGGAAGCUGACCCGUGACGAGACCAACUACGGGAUCCCGCAGCGAGCUCUGCGCGGCCACUCGCACUUCGUCAGCGACGUGGUCAUCUCCUCCGACGGGCAGUUCGCUCUCUCGGGCUCCUGGGACGGCACCCUUCGGUUUUUUUGGGGCCUCUUCAGCGGCACCACCACCCGUCGCUUCGUGGGCCACACCAAGGACGUCCUGAGCGUGGCCUUCUCCUCUGACAACCGCCAGAUCGUUUCGGGCUCCAGGGACAAGACCAUCAAGCUCUGGAACACCCUGGGCGUCUGCAAGUACACGGUGCAGGACGAGAGUCAUUCGGAGUGGGUGUCGUGCGUGCGUUUCUCCCCGAACAGCAGCAACCCCAUCAUCGUCUCCUGCGGCUGGGACAAGCUGGUGAAGGUUUGGAAUUUGGCUAACUGCAAGCUGAAGACUAACCACAUUGGGCACACGGGCUACCUGAACACCGUGACCGUCUCCCCCGACGGCUCCCUCUGUGCCUCCGGUGGCAAGGACGGCCAGGCCAUGCUGUGGGACCUGAAUGAAGGCAAACACCUCUACACCUUGGACGGAGGAGACAUCAUCAACGCCCUGUGCUUCAGCCCCAACCGCUACUGGCUCUGUGCCGCCACCGGACCCAGCAUCAAGAUCUGGGACUUGGAAGGCAAAAUCAUCGUGGACGAGCUGAAGCAGGAAGUGAUCAGCACCAGCAGCAAAGCUGAACCACCCCAGUGCACUUCCCUGGCCUGGUCCGCAGACGGGCAGACCCUGUUUGCCGGCUACACAGAUAACCUCGUCCGGGUGUGGCAAGUCACCAUCGGGACCAGAUGAGGACGUGGUAGCGAGAAACCGUAAAUUUUGUGUACAAAACAGAAAAAAAAUGAAUAAAAGAGUGCUCUAUUGAGCUCGUGGCCA